Messenger RNA from Mastomys coucha (southern multimammate mouse), 702 nucleotides. Its product is annotated as interferon alpha-12-like. Bases 19 to 588 code for a protein of 189 amino acids. Gene Ontology annotation, biological process: defense response; adaptive immune response; positive regulation of peptidyl-serine phosphorylation of STAT protein. NCBI's taxonomy places the organism in Eukaryota, Metazoa, Chordata, Mammalia, Rodentia, Muridae. Gene Ontology annotation, cellular component: extracellular region. The transcript has a single exon. Gene Ontology annotation, molecular function: type I interferon receptor binding; cytokine activity. The record is from RefSeq and is a predicted model, not a curated record.
UCAUCUGCAAGACUCACAAUGGCCAGGCCCGUUGCUUUCCUAAUGGUCUUGGUGGUGAUAAGCUACUGGCCAACCUUCUGUCUAGGAUGUGACCUGCCUCAGACUCAUAACCUCAGGAACAAGAGAGCCUUGACACUCCUGGCACAAAUGAGGAGAAUCUCCCCUCUGUUUUGCCUAAAGGACAGAAAAGACUUUGCAUUCCCCCAGGAGAAGGUGGAUGCUCAGCAGAUGCAGAAGGUUCAAGCCAUCCAUGUCCUGAGUGAGUUGACCCAGCAAGUCCUGAACAUCUUCACAUCAAAGGACUCAUCUGCUGCUUGGAAUGCAACCCUCCUAGACUCAUUCUGCAAUGACAUUCACCAACAGGUCAAUGACUUCAAAGCCUGUCUAAUGCAGCAGGUAGGGGUGCAGGAACCUCUCCUGACCCAGGAAGAUUCCCUGCUGGCUGUGAGGAAAUACUUCCACAGGAUCACUGUGUACCUGAGAGAAAAGGAACACAGCCCUUGUGCCUGGGAGGUGGUCAGAGCAGAAGUCUGGAGAGCUCUGUCUUCCUCAGCCAAGUUGCUGGCAAGACUGAGUGAGAAGGAGUGAGUCCUGAGACAAAGUGGAGAGGACUCUCUUGAAUGAGGACACUAUCUCUCUUAUAAGCUCUCCUUUAAAAACUCUCAUUUAUUUUUGAAUGAAUACAAUCAACCUGCCUAGAUG